Phycodurus eques (leafy seadragon) is the source of this 5424-nucleotide messenger RNA. RefSeq names its product RAB GTPase activating protein 1-like (gene rabgap1l). The transcript has 26 exons. Bases 154 to 3354 code for a protein of 1066 amino acids. The record is from RefSeq and is a predicted model, not a curated record. Lineage: Eukaryota; Metazoa; Chordata; Actinopteri; Syngnathiformes; Syngnathidae.
ACGAUCUUCGCUGAAUAUAGACGAUCUUCGCUGAACUCUUGACAGCAAGCAGCCAACUCCUCAUCGCUUCAAGCAAAACUGGCUGAACGAGGGAGGGAAGGGGAGAGAUCCAACUGAAGUCUCCCCUGCACUUCCUGAGAAGAAGAGUCAAUCAUGGAUGACAGCUCCUCUCUGCGCAAAGUCAGCAGUUCCACAGAGUCUGUGGCCACCGUCACCAGCGAGGAGUUUGUCCUGGUCCAGCCCGGUGCUACUGGGUCACCACAAGGCACUGAGGGCAAACCGAGGCUUAAGAUGUCUUUGAAUGGUAGUGAGCAGCUAGAGAAAGCCAUGGAGGAAGUGCUGGAUGAUGAUGAUGAUGAUGACGACGAUGACGUGAAGGUGGAGAAGAGCAGUGUGGAAAAGAUGGAGAAGCACAGCAACCCAGAAGUCCAAGCCCUGGAGCUCCAACCACCAGAGGUAUCGUCGCCCUGUCCUGCACCGGCUAGCCCCACCAUCCAAGAGGAGGACAGUGUGCAGUUCAACAAGCUGUCGUACCUGGGCUGCACUUGGGUCAAAGCCCCUCGUAAUGAAGCUGAAGCACAGAGGGCAAUGGCUACCUUGCGGGCUGAGAGUGCCAUCCCGAUCCCCAUUACUUUACAUGUACCCUGUGGACCAGAAGGCUCUGUGAGGGUUGUGGACCAGUCAUCGGGUACAGAGAUUUGUUCCUUCCCAAUUUACAAGGUCUUGUUUUGUGCUCGUGGACGUGACGAUUCUGUGGAAAGUGACUGCUUUUGCUUUACUGAGAGUUAUCGGAGUUCUGAAGACUUCCAAAUCCACGUCUUCUCCUGCCAUAUCAAAGAAGCGGUCAGUCGAAUCUUGUACAGUUUUUCUACAGCUUUUCGCCGCUCUUCACGCCCAGCCGAUAUCAGAGAUAUGCCGCUCUUGAGUCCUCUUGACAGUGACCUCUUUAUUUUUACUGUCUCUCUGGAGAUUAAGGAAGAGGAUGGCAAAGGAAACUUCAGUCCAGUCCCCAAGGACAGAGAUAAAUUGUACUUCAAGCUGCGACAGAGUGUUCAGAAGAAAGUUGUGAUUACAGUUCAGCAAAUUAGCAACCAAGAACUCGGCAUUGAAAGGUGUUUUGGAAUGCUGUUGAGUCCUGGCCAGAAGGUUUGCAAUAGUGACAUGCAUCUGUUAGACAUGGAGUCGAUGGGGAAAAGCUCUGAUGGAAAGGCCUAUGUGAUCACAGGAACAUGGAACCCCAAUAUUGCAGCCUUCCAACCCCUUAAUGAAGAUACACCUAAAGAUAAGCAAGUCUACAUGACAGUGGCAGUGGACCUGGUCGUAACUGAGGUGGUGGAGCCAGUUCGCUUCCUGCUGGAAACUUUGGUCAGGAUUUAUCCGUCAAAUGAACGUUUCUGGUACUUCAGCCGCAAGACCUUUAGUGAGACCUUCUACCUCAAACUUGGACAGCAUGCACCAGAGAGGACAGGUCAGAGUGAUGCUGUGUAUGAGGUGGUGAGUCUUCAGAGGGAGGCAGAGAGAAGCAAUGAAGGGAAAGGACAACUCACUUUGCCCACUGAAGAGGAGGAGGCAGAUGAUGAUAGUGACAGUGAAAUCUCCAGUGGGACGGGAGAUGUUUCCAAAGAUUGUCCUGAGAAAAUUCUGGAGUUGUGGGGAGCAAUCCUCAACAGAUGGCAUGGGAACCUGUCCAGUCGUCCAAAGGGUUUGCACCCAUUGGUCCGCAGUGGCAUUCCAGAGCCACUGAGAGCUGAAGUAUGGCAGCUGCUGGCUGGUUGCCAUGACAACCAUGACCUGCUUGAACACUAUCGCAUCCUCAUCACCAAGGAUUCUGUUCAGGAGGGGGUGAUCACUCGAGACAUCCACCGUACUUUCCCUGCACAUGACUACUUCAAGGACUCUGAUGGAGAUGGACAAGAUUCACUCUACAAGAUCUGCAAGGCCUACGCUGUCUACGAUGAGGAAAUUGGUUACUGCCAGGGUCAAUCAUUCCUUGCAGCUGUUCUGCUGCUGCAUAUGCCUGAGGAACAGGCCUUUUGUGUGUUGGUGAAAAUCAUGUUUGAGUAUGGCCUAAGAGCUCUCUACAAGAACAACUUUGAAGAUCUUCACUGCAAGUUCUAUCAGUUGGAGAAGCUCAUGCAGGAGCAGCUACCCGAUCUGUGGUCCCAUUUCCAAGAACUGAACUUGGAGGCGCAUAUGUAUGCCUCCCAGUGGUUCCUCACCCUCUUCACGGCCAAGUUCCCCCUAUGCAUGGUUUUCCACAUCACUGAUCUGCUGCUUUGUGAGGGUCUGAACAUCAUCUUCAAUGUUGCCUUGGCUCUGCUCAAGACAUCCAAAGAGGAUCUCUUGACGGCAGACUUUGAAGGGGCUCUCAAGUUCUUCAGAGUCCAGCUCCCCAAACGCUACAGAGCUGCAGAGAACGCCAGGAGGCUGAUGGAACAAGCUUGCAACAUAAAGGUUCCAACAAAGAAGCUCAAGAAGUUUGAGAAAGAAUAUCAGACGCUGAAAGAGAGCCAGCUACAACAAGAAGACCCCAUUGACCGAUACCAGAGGGAGAACCGCCGUCUUCAAGAGGCCAGUAUGCGGCUAGAACAAGAGAAUGACGACUUGGCCCACGAACUGGUCACCAGUAAGAUUGCCCUAAGGAAUGAUCUUGACCAGGCAGAAGACAAGGCCGAUGUUUUGAACAAAGAGUUGCUCAGCAACAAGCAGCGUCUGGUGGAGACGGAGGAGGAGAAGAGACAACAGGAGGAGGAGACAGCUCAGCUGAAGGAAGUGUUCAGGAGGGAGCUGGAGAAAGCCGAGCUCGAGAUCAAGAAAAGCACAGCCAUCAUAGCGGAGUACAAACAGAUCUGCUCCCAACUUAGCACCAGGCUGGAAAAGCAGCAGGCAGCAACGAAAGAGGAGCUGGACAUUGUCAGGAGUAAAGUCGCAGGUUGCGAGCACUGCCGAGACCUGUUCAGCACCCUGCGGUCCCUCCAAGUGUCGUCCCCGGGCCGCGACAACGCAACCUCCGAGCCGAUGGACGAGGAAAAAGACGGACUGAAGGAGCAGCUCAGGCAGAUGGAACUGGAGCUGGCACAGACCAAACUACAGCUGGUGGAGGCCAAGUGUCGCAUUCAGGAGCUCGAACACCAGCGAGGAGUCCUGAUGAACGAGAUCCAAGCGGCCAAGAACUCUUGGUUGAGCAAAACGUUGAGCUCCCUCAAGAGCUCGGCCUCAUCUUCGUCCACCUCCUCAUCCCAGAGUCCUGUGUCCUCCAAAGGAAGGCCCAGCCUAGAGUUCCUCGCUUCGCCUGCGCAAAGGAUCGCACAGAGGAGAAAUGCAGUGUUCCUUUUCUGGCUAUCUGGACUGUGACUAGAUGGAAGAAGGAAAGGUGAAGCAAAACAGGAGACUGGACCUGGCCUGAGUAAAUCCAUACAAUAUGGCCUCCUUUGCAGGUGAUAGAGUUUCAGUUCUGUUCGGUCCGUUAUAGCCCUCAAGCCUCACUAAAAAGAGGAACGGCUUCUUAGUGAGGUUCUAGCGCUUCUACACAAUUAUAGUGAUUUCAUUUGAAUUAUAUUGCAAAAAAAAAAAAUAUAUAUAUAUAUAUAUAUAUAUAUAUAUUGUUGUCUAUGACGACGCAAUAACAGCAUAUGUCGUGAUUUGAAAAGGAGUACUGCAUUGAACUUUAACCCAAAACAACACAUUUGUGUUUUUCUUUAUAGAAUUCUAACUUAAACAGUGUCCUAACAAAAAUCUUUCAAACGAAUUAUUCUUUGUUUUUUUUAAUAACCUUGUACAGUUCGCAAAGGGGGUAAAAACAGAAAGAAAGAGAGAGACAAAAAAAAAGGUUUUGUUUUAAAUUUUCGUGUGAUCUCUGUAAUUGUUCUGGUCCAGUCGAAACGCUGACGCGCCAAAACGACGUGCACGGACCCUCUAGAGUCUGUUUCACUUCUGCCUCCCCACUCAGGGGUUUUAUUGGACUCUCUGCCUGUGUCAUGCGAAUCUAAUUUCAUUCAUUAUCAACACAUCCAGUUGGUGCCUGCAAGUAUUUCAUUUGUUUUUAAUGAAAGCAAAUUCCUCCUGAAGGCAUCUCUUUGUGAAAUAUGUCCGUCGUUCUGAAGAGAACCAAAGAGGGCAUGUUCUUCCCAUACAUGUCGUUUCCAUCUUUUGAUACUGUAAUUUUAUUUUGAAUUAUGUAAUGGUCACAGAUUGCUGCAUAUCCCUGCUGCAUAUCUCCGCUACAUGCUGGCUUAAGUUGCACUGAUUUAGUAUUGAGUUUCAAAUAGUUCCCUUAUAUUCCCAUGCGCCAAUAGUCCAUCUUUAUUGCCAAAAUUGAAAGGUGCAUUUGCACAACUGUACCAACACCUUGUUUGCUUUUCAGCAUAUUAAAAAGAAAAAUACCUCUGACUGUUGUGGAGCUGGAGAGCACACAGUUCAUAUUGUAUGUAAGUGGUGACUCUAUUGCUCGGUACUCACUUUAACAAGCCAAUUACAAAAAGCAAUUGUAGCUGAUACGGAGGAGAGAGAGUGGCAACGUUUUUUUUAGAAUAAUUUUUAUUUAGGAAGAGUAUAUGGACAAAGGUUGCGCGGUGGAAUAGCUGUUAGCAGCUCUGCUUGUGAGGUUUGGGGUUCAAAUCUCGACUCCUGCCUUCCUGUGUGGAGUUUACAUGCUCUCCGUGUGCCUCCAGUUCACUCCCACGUUCAAAACAACAAAUGUGUUCGGUUCAUUGAUGACGAAAUUGUAUGUGAAUUUGAGCGUGAAUAGUUAGUUUGUAGUCUACAGUAUGUGCCAUGUGAUUGGCUGUCCACCCCUCCAGGGUGUACCCUGCCUCUUGCCCAAAAUCAGGCAUAAAUCACCAAUUGGAAUUCAAAAGAAAAGCCUUAGCGGUUAGCAGGCGGAGUACGGUCCGUCUUUGGUGCCAACCAUUUGUUUUUUAUCCCGGCUGCUGUCAGCCUCCGGACUGUGUGUGGGUGUGCUUGUGUUUGCUCAAAGUAUGUUGGAGUCUUUUCAGUUGGCUGCCUUUUUGUUGCUGACUGAAGUCGUUGGUCGUGCCAUAGCAGCCUCCCUGGCCCUGUUGGGUCCCGUUGGACGCCCAUUCAGUCAAGCAGCCUAACUGGACCAAAUGCACGAAAGGGGGGAGACGCUGAUGUUUCCAUUCACAUUCCUUCUGCUUUUUUACAUGUUGUGACCAUCCCAACAACAUGAGGUGUCAUGUAAAUUUUGGCCCAGACCCUCGUCAUUUACAUGCACUAACAAACACUGUUAUAAGAUUUUGGCUGGUUUAAAAGUUCCUUGAAGCCCAGCGCAUAAUGAUUAAAGCUGAGAAUUAUUGUCACAGAUAGGACAGUUGCCAGUUUCUCUUUCACUCUAACUGUUCACUUUGAGAGGAGAUUGCUGUUAAGUCACUGUCUGAUCUGUAUUAAUAAAUGUCAUGGCUUCUA